Messenger RNA from Acaulospora colombiana, 395 nucleotides. Lineage: Eukaryota; Fungi; Glomeromycota; Glomeromycetes; Diversisporales; Acaulosporaceae. The record is from the annotation of a GenBank genome assembly.
GAAAACCCCGGUGCAACACUCGUCAUGCAUACCCUUCCUUUGGAAAAGGGACCGGUCAUAGAUGAGAAGGUUGACGAAGAUGGUCCCUCUCGAAAGCGUCGAAAGCUUGCCUCCCCUGUGGAAGAUAUUCCGCGCCUCAUAAGUGUCGUUGAAAUCGUGAAGCGAGAAUAUUCGAAAUCGGCCUCUAAAUUGUCUCGUGGGUCAUCUCCUUCAGGACCAGCUCUCCACCAGUACAACCUUCUUGGUUGUCUCUCUACAAAGGAGGAAAACGAACAGCAGGAUGAACUAUUAGCCGCCCUCGACAGAAAGAACUAUGUUCAAAGGACAGGUACUCCAUACAUGAAGAUAUACUUGUCGACUAGGAUACAAGAGGAUCUUGAGAAAGACGGAGCAAC